Molecule: messenger RNA, 2325 nt
Organism: Penicillium riverlandense
Lineage: Eukaryota; Fungi; Ascomycota; Eurotiomycetes; Eurotiales; Aspergillaceae
Product: origin recognition complex subunit 1
Exons: 3
Coding region: 1-2325 (774 amino acids)
Biological process (GO): DNA replication initiation; mitotic DNA replication checkpoint signaling
Cellular component (GO): nuclear origin of replication recognition complex
Molecular function (GO): ATP binding; chromatin binding; DNA replication origin binding
Source: RefSeq, a predicted model, not a curated record
AUGGAAGAGGCCGAUCUGAAAGACUCCAGUCGGCGCAAUGCCCAGCAGUGGAUGACCAAGGGCGCCUUGGUACGCGACGACUCGGACGACGAACUGGGCGACGAAGACCUCCCGUGGGAUUGGAUCUACGAGACAGAAGAAGCAGAGGUCAAAGACGAGCCCGAGGCUACCAAUGGCAGCCCAACCAAGUCCGCCUGUCGCCGCCGCUCCUCUCGACCCGCACGCAAACAACGAACAAUCGUCGGCGCUCGCAUGGGCACCUUCGAGUGCCGAUUGGGCCAGGUCGUGCUGCUGAAGUCCCCCGAGGCGGGAAAGGACUGGGCGGGCAUCAUCACAGAGUUUGUGGAAGAGGAGGACCACGACGAGGAGGAGGAAGGCGGGGUGCUCAAAUGCGCCAAUAUCAUGUGGUUCGCCUCGCCGGAUGAGUUCAUGUCAACCCGCAACAAGCGCCGGCCGGAUGUGCUGCCCAAUGAGCAGUACCUCACUGCGGAUUUCAAUGUCAAUCCUUUGACAUCUAUCAAUGGCAAAGCGAAUGUUAUGUCGAAGAACGUCUUCUUCGCGCGAUACCCGAAUGGUACCCCCCCGAAGGGGAAGAAUGAGCUCUCGGAGUACAACAAGUGUAUUGUUUGUCGGAGAGGUGUGAAUCAGGUGCAGGGGAGGUACACGGACGAAUUUGUCUGGGAGGAUGUCUACCAGGAGGAUAAGAUCUUUAACCUCAUUACGAUUAUCAAGGAUGGUUUGAAAGCGGCCCGGAAGCGCAAGACUGCCGAUGACGCCGAUUAUGUCGACGUCAAGGAUGAGAAUAUGGCUCCGACUACGCCUCGGAAGAAACAAAGACUGGCCUCGACGAAUACCACCCCCCGAUCCCAGCGCAAGAAGGCUUUGACUACGCCUACACAUAAGAGAAUUGUCGUCAAAAAGCCACUUGAAUUCACUCCACUGGGCACUCGUGUGCUGGAGCCCUCGCACUUUACCUCUCCAUAUAAGCAAGCACGUACGCUACUGCAUGUCUCGACUGUUCCUGAAUCGCUGCCAUGUCGAAAGACCGAAUUCGACACGGUCUACAAUCAUCUCAGUGCCGCCAUCAUGGAAGGCACGGGGGCUUGCAUUUACAUCUCCGGCACACCAGGAACAGGCAAGACGGCCACCGUGCGCGAGGUCAUCGCGCAGCUUAACUCCGCCGUGCUUGCAGAGGAGAUGGAUGACUUUGUCUUUGUGGAAAUCAACGGUAUGAAAGUGACGGAUCCACAUCAAUCGUACUCUCUGCUCUGGGAAGCCCUGAAAGGAGAUCGAGUAUCUCCUUCACAUGCACUCGAUCUUCUCGAACGAGAAUUCUCUCACCCAUCCCCCCGUCGUGUGUCCUGUGUCGUCCUCAUGGAUGAACUGGACCAGCUUGUUACGAAAAACCAGUCGGUCAUGUACAACUUCUUCAACUGGCCCGCUCUCCGUCACUCGCGGCUCAUCGUCCUGGCUGUCGCCAACACGAUGGAUCUCCCCGAACGAACCCUCAGCAACAAGAUCUCCAGCCGUCUCGGCCUCACCCGCAUCACCUUCCCGGGAUACCGACAUACCGAUCUGAUGCAGAUCAUCAGCACCCGUCUCGCAAACGUCCCCGGCAACAUCGUCGACCCGGACGCCAUUCAAUUCGCCAGCCGGAAAGUCGCCGCUGUGAGUGGUGAUGCGCGCCGCGCCCUCGAUAUCUGUCGGCGUGCUGUCGAAAUUGCGGAACAAUCAGCCGACAAAGACGACCCUGCCACCGGCACCGCAGAGUCCCUGCCUCCAACGCCUUCCAAGACACCAGCACGGCAGGACAAAGCACCCGCCGAAAAAGGAAAAACCGGUCGUGUGACCAUCGCCACUAUCAAACAGGCUAUCCACGAAGCAACCUCCACCCCGCUGCAACAAUCUCUCCGCUGCCUCCCGCUCUCCGGAAAACUGUUCCUCGCCGCCCUGCUAGCCCGGGUGAAGCGGACCGGCCUAACAGAAUCAUCCUUCGGAGAUGUCCUCGAUGAAGCACGUCGCAUCGCCGACGCCGCUGUCGCUGUCGCAGGCGCAGCCGGCGCAGGCGUAAAGGGUUUCUUGCUCGGUGAGGGCGCCGGUUCUCGUGUACGAGCAUUGGCAUUUGCAGCUAUGGAUCUGAUGAACUCAGGUGUGCUGGCUCUGGAGCAAGGCUCCGCGUCAAAGAAUUUACUUGGCGGUUCGACUAUCCCGACGAGGGGAGAUCGCAGCAGUAAAGUGAGGCUGAGGGUUGCGGCAGAGGAUGUUAGGGCUGCAUUUCGGGAGGAUAUCGAGGCCAAGGGGUUUGGGUUGGGUGUUGAGAACUGA